Rotaria sp. Silwood1 is the source of this 575-nucleotide messenger RNA. The record is from the annotation of a GenBank genome assembly. NCBI's taxonomy places the organism in Eukaryota, Metazoa, Rotifera, Eurotatoria, Philodinida, Philodinidae.
GUCUUUCAGUGAAAUUACGAAGAAAAUUAACACGUGUUGAAUUAUCAACUGAUGAAUGGGAUAUUUUAAAUUUGAUUAUUAGCUUAUUAUAUCCUUUUUAUUCAGCCACAAAAGUUUUAAGUAAUACAAAAUAUCCAACUGUUGGAUCUGCAUUGUAUCUUAUGAAAGGUCUUGAAGAACAUCUUACAAAAGAAGAUAAUAAUGAAUUGUUAAAUAAUUUGAAAAAAAUUAUAUUGAAUAAAUUUCGACAGUAUAUUAUUGAUGAUGUAGAACAAUUCAAUACUUUAAAAUUGUACUCAUAUUUUGAUCCAACAGGUUUUUCGGCUCUAACAAGAGGCGAACAAACAACAGUUGAAAAAGAAAUAACAAAAUUACACAAAAAUGUAUUCUCAUCAUCAGAAAAUUCUUCGUCAUCAUCAAAUCAACAAAUGAAAAAAAUGAAUAACAUCGAUAAAGCUUGGCAAGCCUUUCUUCAAGCCACCAAUAAAGAUCUAAUUCAAGAACCAACAACAACAUCUACAAUCCAAUCAGAUAUAAGAAAAUAUCGAAAUUUGGCAACUAAAUUGUACGUAUGA